CGCCGCCGUCCCGCCGCUGCCUCCGCCGCCGCCUCCGGCUCCCUCGGGCCCUGCCCGGCGCAGGGCUGAAAGACAAAUUGCAAGGUCGUGACUCAAGAGAAGGGGGGAAAGCCUGCAUUGCUUCCAAGUGCCCCUCUUCAUCUGUCUACUUUCUAGAAGGCCGAGCUCUUCAACGAAGCUGCUGAUCUCUUUUCGUAGACCUGAGUGAUGUCUCACCCAUCAUGGCUACCGCCCAAGAACUCCAGCGAGCCUGUUGGACAUGUGACGGCACGGAUGGAGACCACCCACGCCUUUGGGACUCCCAGCAUCUCUGUUUCUACUCAGCAGACACCAAAGAAGUUUGCUCCGGUGGUGGCCCCCAAACCCAAGUACAAUCCCUACAGACAGGCCGAAGGGGAUGGUGAUUUCCCUCCACCGCCACCCCCUCCGUCAGAAGACUCUGGGAACCUCCCGCCACCGUCUAGCUCCUUCCCUCCUCCACCUCCUCCCGAUCAAGCCCUUUUCACCGUUGAGGUCAACCCAGGGACCAAGACGCUGGAAGAGAGACGGUCCAGUCUGGAUGCAGAAAUUGACUCCUUGACCAGUAUCCUGGCUGAUUUGGAGAGCAGUUCGCCUUAUAAGCCACGGACUCAACAGGGCUCUGUGGCUUCAGGUGGAUCUCCGGUGGCCACCCCUCCAGCGUCCACACCAGUUACUGGCCACAAGCGCAUGGUUAUUCCCAACCAGCCUCCUCUGACCGCCACCAAGAAAUCAGCUUCCAAGCCGGCUUCUCAGCUGUCUCCGAUCCCCGUGACUCCCGUUGGCACCCUGAGACCUCAGCCGGUUCCAGCUUCUUAUGCCACGGCCUCCACCCCAACCCGACCAACUUUCAACGUGCAGGUGAAAUCGGCUCAGCCCGCCCCGCACUUCCAGCCACCGGCUCCCCAGUACAGCAGUUUAGUCCCGCACCAAGCUCCUCCGCCUCCACCUCUGCCGCCAGCACCCUACGCUCCGUCUCAGCCUCGGGCGCCUGAUUACGGCUACGCGCCCCAACCUGUGCAUUAUCCUGAGCCGAAUUAUGGCUAUGCGCCCCCACCAGGUCGCUACCAAGAGUCCAGCUACCCUGGCGGGCCAAGCUAUGGAGGGCGAAAUGGUACGGAGCCAUCCUAUGUGCCGCAAAACACCUGGAGGCCUGAACCCGUGCCUCCGUUUGGGCAGCACCCCCCAUCAAAUGCUAAAAAAGCUUUUGCCACGGAACCAGGCCCAGCACUUCAGCCAUCUUCCUUGCAACCAAAGGGUGGACAGGCUGGCCCCAAUCCCCCACCGAAUGCUCCUUUAUUCAGACCAGAGGAUGAGCUGGAGCACCUGACCAAGAAGAUGCUGUACGACAUGGAGAACCCGCCUUCGGAUGAAUACUUUGGUCGGUGUGCACGUUGUGGCGAGAAUGUCGUGGGGGAAGGAACCGGCUGCACGGCGAUGGACCAGGUGUUCCAUGUGGAGUGUUUCACCUGCAUGACCUGCGGCAACAAGCUUCGGGGCCAGCCCUUCUACGCGGUGGAGAAGAAAGCCUACUGCGAGCCCUGCUACAUCAAUACUUUGGAGCAAUGCAGCGUCUGUGCCAAGCCCAUCAUGGAACGGAUCCUGCGAGCCACUGGCAAGGCCUACCACCCCCACUGCUUCACUUGCGUGAUGUGCCAGCGUAGCCUGGACGGCAUCCCUUUCACCGUGGAUGCCGCAGGCAACAUCCACUGCAUCGAGGAUUUCCACAGGAAAUUUGCCCCUCGGUGUUCCGUCUGUAAGGAGCCCAUCAUGCCCGCCCAGGGCCAGGAAGAGACUGUCCGAAUCGUGGCCUUAGACCGAGACUUCCAUGUGCAGUGCUACCGGUGUGAGGACUGUGGAGGGCUGUUAUCUGAAGGAGACAAUCAGGGCUGCUACCCUCUGGAUGGCCACAUUCUCUGCAAAACCUGCAACUCAGCCCGGAUCCAAGCCCUCACGGCUAAGGCAAGCACCGACCUCUGAAUGCAUUCAACCUCUGGGAAGAUCUGCACAAUUCUUGCCUCUCACGUGGCUGGAAGGCCUCGGGAUGAGAACGGCAGUCCCCUGAGGGUCUAAUCCCGAGCAGUGAACCCCACAUCACUGUGCCCUCCCAUCUACAUUACAGACGUCACCUGAUUGCAAAGUUUGUUCCUUUCUCUUCAGGGAACCCUGAGGAUAAGGGUCUGAAAAGAAAAUCCUCAGCAAACUGCAAUUCCUAGGAUUCUUUGUGGGAUGCCGCAAAGGUUAAAAUGGUAUAAGAUGGAUAGAAGUUUGUAGUGCAGGUAUAUCCACGGGGGCACCAUUUACUAAUUCAGAAUUUGCCAUCUCCUGGUUUACAGGCUCCAGGGAGGAUCCCUCCUUCUGCCUUGCUCAUCUCCUUCCACUGCCAAUUUAACCACUCCUCAAACAAAAAUCCAUUUUUCUGCCAUAUAAAUUUUUAAUCUGUUAAUAUUUCCAGUCACCGAUAUUUAGAACUUUUUUUCCUCACACAAACCAUCAAGUUCUGAGUUUGUUUGCACACCAGAAAUUACAUUUUAUAUCUAUAGCUAGCCCUUAUAUGAAAAUGUAUUGUAAUAUUUUGCUAGUGCCUUAAAGACAGUUAUAGCAGCGAUAAGGGAUAGAAGCAAUAACAGAGACUUUUUCUGUGUUAAGAAAAGUCUUGGCACGGCCACGCUAAGCCACACGCAAAAUCAUAUUGAUUGCACGCCCGUUGGCCAACGUUGUUGGGAUGGAACCCAAGUGAUUCCACGUCACUUCUACGUGAACGAUCAUUCCAACAGUAGACACACCGCACACUACAGCCAAAGCAAACACUCGCGCUAAUUCAUAACUUGGCAUCUCAGAUCUGACAUUUCACAGCACUCUAUAUCAAUUUUACAAUUAGAUAAUGAGGGAUUUUUAAUAUAUAUACACACAUACAUACACAUAUAUUGAUUGUAAGAUUGGUAGAGAAACUUGUAAAGGUAAUAUACAUUAUGGGACUUGUCCAGUUCAAUAGUUUACUCAUUCCCCCCACCACCACCACCACCAGUGCCUCUUUCUCUUAUCCCUGGUUGGGAAUAUAAAAAAGAGGAUGCAAUAUCAUCCAAUUCUUAAAAGCAAACUUGAAAGAGAAGCAUUUGCUUGGAAUUUUUUUCUACAAGUACAUUUCAGCCCUCACGCAUUCCUCUGAUGCUGAUAGAAGUCAACCAGCAUUUUAUGGCCAGCGGAAGUAAUAUCUGCGAUGCUCACCUAUUAAGGGGCUCUUCAACUAUUUCUGUCUUGGUGCUUUGAGCCCAAACCAGAAGUUGUGAGAAGAGUUAACUGAACAGGAAGGCCCCAUCCUGAGAGGUGCUUUGCGCCUGCAAUUUUUGUGUGGGCUGCAUGCAUCCUUCCAUGUUGCUGCACCCAACACACACACCCCUUCACUUCCCCUAGUCUGCUAUUAAUUCAGCCAGGGGAUCGUUGAGAGUUGUUCUUACAAGAGUGGCUUCUUUGCUAAAGGUAUCCCAAAAAAAUUCCUUUUAUGCAAAGUGCUGGGCUGCGUACCUGAUAGGCACAGGUUGGCAUUGCUUCUGCUUAGAAGGUUCUGACUGGCGUUUUCCAGCCAUACACAUGGCAUUCCUCAGAGACUUGUGGUGAGUUUUCCAGUAAGAACAUGCCAAGGUGGACAAAGUUCUCCAAAAGACUGUUUUCUCACCCCCUCUGCUGAUGUCCUUUGCAACUCUCAUCGACAGAAGUCUCUUGUGUUCAUUGUCAGGUGAAUGCACAGAGGAAUGCAGAAGCCCAACAAGCCAGCCCAGAUGGCACUGGGAACGAACUCUCUGUGCCCCUAGAAUGUGCCCCACAAUCAAUAGGGGGAAGCCUAGCAGAUAAGUUGAUACAGGGCUUCUCUUCUGGGGAAAGAGGUGGUGGAACUCAGUGGUGGAACUCAGGACCGCACA
This is a messenger RNA of Eublepharis macularius, 3938 nucleotides long. It is a transcript of the gene LPP, whose product is annotated as LIM domain containing preferred translocation partner in lipoma. The record is from RefSeq and is a predicted model, not a curated record. Gene Ontology annotation, biological process: cell-cell adhesion. Gene Ontology annotation, cellular component: focal adhesion; stress fiber. The transcript has 11 exons. NCBI's taxonomy places the organism in Eukaryota, Metazoa, Chordata, Lepidosauria, Squamata, Eublepharidae. Bases 208 to 1998 code for a protein of 596 amino acids.